Messenger RNA from Tricharina praecox, 702 nucleotides. RefSeq lists its product as uncharacterized. The record is from RefSeq and is a predicted model, not a curated record. The transcript has a single exon. The coding region runs from base 213 to 665 and encodes 150 amino acids. NCBI's taxonomy places the organism in Eukaryota, Fungi, Ascomycota, Pezizomycetes, Pezizales, Pyronemataceae.
GAGAGCUUGGGGUGUGGGGAAGGGCAGCGAUCCAGUUGGCAGUUGAGCAGGCUGCGGGGACCGAAGCGUGUCAACGGUUUGAGAUCAACAAGUUGAAGGAGGAGCUGAGUGUGGAGAGUUCCAGGAAGCGCCGAUCGAGAAGACGGUGUGUGAUAGCGCAACCAAAGAAGACAUGCUCAAGAACUGCGAUCGCAAAAAAACAGUGGGUACCUAUGUCGGAGCGGCGACGAUCUGGCCGAUCCCGAGUGCUGCAACGGCACAAACAUACUGGAAGGAGCAUGCGAUCUCAAUCGAUCAACCGAGUGAUACCACAUGUCCGGUGCAGCCGCAGACCCCGUAAAAGCGGGCUGGUUCGGGAUAGGAACAGAGGGAAGGGAAGGGGCGGAGUCGCGAUCAGAGCGGGUGCCGGGGUAGCGGUCGAUAUCCCUGCAACAUAUCUGGCUAGUUCUACUGGCGGUCGAAGGACUGAGGUUGAUUUUAGGCCUGGAGCCUCUCGAUUGGUACUGAUAGUUAGCACUAGAUACGAAGUGGCAUCUCGAUUCUCGAGGCUGACGUGUGCAACAAUAGCAACUUAUGUACCUACAUACGACACACAAUUCAAAACACAAAGACAAUGUCCGCUCUCAACACCCACCCUAGUAUCCACCUCAUCUUCGAAUACCUAGUUACCUGUCUGACCACGAGAACUCGAGAGAUGGCACA